Molecule: messenger RNA, 814 nt
Organism: Schistocerca nitens (vagrant locust)
Lineage: Eukaryota; Metazoa; Arthropoda; Insecta; Orthoptera; Acrididae
Product: centrosomal protein 20-like
Exons: 4
Coding region: 129-479 (116 amino acids)
Biological process (GO): microtubule anchoring; cilium assembly
Cellular component (GO): motile cilium; ciliary basal body; centrosome
Molecular function (GO): protein binding
Source: RefSeq, a predicted model, not a curated record
UUUUCUAAACAAGACAAAGGAAUGUGUUUUUAAGAUCCUGGCGUCAGAGAUAACUUACCAUAGAGAAACAAAUCAAGGAGUGGUAGCGAUAAGUUGUCACAGCUACUGCGAAGGCGGCGAUACAAAAAAUGGAUUCAGAGCGGGAGCUCUAUGAAGGUGCUGAAGUGUCUUUAAAGGAAAACUUGGAAUCAUCGGGAAGCCUACGCAAAGUGAGAGCCGAAGUAAAAUCAGAAAUAAUGAAAGUUUUCGACACUAAUCCGCAGCCACGGGAUAAACCAGAAUUGCCCGAAAGUCUACUACUAAUUAACAGUUUAAUUCAAGAAUACUUGGAAUGGAAUGGGUACAUGUAUACGUCCCAGAUUUUAGCCGACGAGUCCGGAAUGACUAGCAAGACAUACAGUAGGCAGAGUAUGCAGAAAGAACUACAGGUUUCAGAAGACGAAAAUACUCGAAAACUGUUUCCAUACUUUACACUGUAACAACACAACCGUUCAGUGCUAAGGCUUCUCGCCAACUGGAGCUGUAGAGAAGAGGCUACGGAACAAGCCAGUACCUGCCGCAUACCAAUGCUGCCAACUGUUGAAGAGUUAUGAAGAUGGAGGCAUUACUUUUCAGUCAGCCCUCGUAUGUAUUUCAGGUGUCUUCAUACAUGUUGAAAAUGAGAGGUGUUUUAUCAUAUUUCCACAUUUGUUUUGAAUCUGGAAAAUAAAACUGAAUGAGAAUUUGUGUUCCAUCUACUUUGGUGAUUAAACGUCUACCUUCUAUGAGAGUUUUAUUUUUCUAAUUUUUUCCCCUCAUCCAAGUGUUAUUUAGU